Messenger RNA from Echinops telfairi (small Madagascar hedgehog), 1653 nucleotides. It is a transcript of the gene CCT8L2, whose product is annotated as chaperonin containing TCP1 subunit 8 like 2. The coding region runs from base 1 to 1653 and encodes 550 amino acids. Gene Ontology annotation, biological process: protein folding. Gene Ontology annotation, cellular component: chaperonin-containing T-complex. The transcript has a single exon. Gene Ontology annotation, molecular function: ATP-dependent protein folding chaperone; ATP binding. Lineage: Eukaryota; Metazoa; Chordata; Mammalia; Afrosoricida; Tenrecidae. The record is from RefSeq and is a predicted model, not a curated record.
AUGGACACCAGAGGCACCUCGACCCCGGAGUUGCCGGAGCUGCUGAGCCAGAGCGCAAAGCCGGGGAUCCCGGUUCCAGGAGCACAAGAGAAGGACCUGCUGAGCAGCACAGCAGCGGCCCGGACCUUGAUCAGUAUCAUCCGGCCUUGCUACGGUCCUCACGGACGCCAGAAGCUGCUGGUGACUGCCAAGGGAGACACUGUCUGCACCGGCUAUGCCUUGGCCAUUCUCAGGGCCUUAGAGCUGGAGCACCCCGCAGCCUGGCUCCUCCGAGAGGCUGCUCAGACCCAAGCUGAGAGCAGGGGCGACGGCACGGCCUUUGUGGUCCUCCUGGCAGGCGCCCUUCUCGAGCAGGCCGAACUCCUGCUCAGGGCCGGCCUACCGCGAGCCCAGCUUCGGGAGGCCUAUGCAACAGCUGCAGCUGAGGUCCUGGCCAUACUGCCCUCCUUGGUGAUCGCGUCCCUGGGCCCCUUGGAAGAUCCAUUCUGGGCCCUCUAUUCUGUGAUGAAUACCCACGCUCUGUUCCAGACGGACUUCUUGACCAAGCUAGUGUCUCAGGCCUGCUGGACCAUCCGGGAGCUGGAUGGGAACUUUAACCCUGAGCGCCUGGGCGUGUGCACUCUGCGAGGAGCUACACUAGAAGACUCGUGCCUUCUCCCAGGGCUGGCGGUGGCUGGGAAACCCUGCGGACAAGUGACCAUGGUCUUAAGGGGUGCCAGGAUUGCUCUGUUUACCUGUCCCUUUGGACCAGCCAGUACAAAUGCCCCAGCAACUGCCUGUUUUUCUAGUCCUGAGGACCUAACUAAAUUUAGUAAAGAAAAGGAACAAUUGGCAGAAAAACAGAUAGCCCAGCUAACAGCUAUGAAUAUUAACGUGGUGGUGGUGUGGGGGGAAAUCGAUGAGAAGACCCUAGUAGAAGCUGAAAAGUUUAGCAUCAUGGUGAUUCAAGCCAAGUCCCGGAAGGAGAUGGCAUACCUGAGUGAGAUGUUGGGCACACCUUUGCUUUCUUAUCUGAUUCCUCCUCUGGUGCCAGGGAAGUGCCAGAGAGUUUAUACACAGGAGCUGGGAGAAAGUUUGGCUGUGGUUUUCGAAUGGGACCAUCCAAACGCUCCUGCCCUUACCUUGGUCCUCAGGGGGGCCACAACUGAUGGACUAAGGAGUAUAGAGCAGGCUGUCUACCAUGGAAUUGAUGCCUACUUCCAGCUGUGUCAGGACCCCAGGCUGCUUCCUGGAGCUGGGGCCACAGAGAUGACUCUGGCUAAAAUUCUCUCAGAAAAAGGAAGCAAACUGGAAGGGGCUGGUGGUCCUGUAUUCCUAGCCUUUGCCCAGGCCCUCAGGUCUCUUCCUGAAGCACUGGCAGAGAAUGCAGGCUUAACUGUCACCAACGUGAUGACAGAAAUGCACAGAGCUCACCAAGAUGGAAACUUCCUCAUAGGGGUGGGGCAAGAAGGGAUAAUAAAUGUCGCCAAGGAGCAGGUGUGGGACACCCUUAUGGCCAAAGCCCGAGGACUUCAAGUGGUAGCUGAUGUAGUGUUACAGCUGGUGACUGUAGAUGAAGUUAUUUUGGCCAAGAAAAGUCCCAGUCAACAGCAGGACUUGAAUUCCGAGUCUAAAAAGGCAAAGAAAUCCCCUUUUCUUUCAAUGAAUAAAUAA